AUGCAGCCGCUUCGUGAGGUGGCUUACCGGCUGCCUCCACUCCCCACUGUCCGGGAACUGAUUAAUUUGUUCGGUCUCAGAGCCAGGAAACAGCUUUCGCAGAACUUUCUGUUGGACCCCAGGAUCACUGAGAGAUUUGUCAGGGCUGCGGGUGGAAAGAGACUUCGCGGCUCUUACGUCUGCGAGGUUGGCCCUGGACCUGGACCAAUAACCAGAUCCAUCAUUAAUGCUGGCGUUGAAAGGCUCAUCGUAAUUGAGAAAGACAAGAGAUUUUUGCCUACUCUGCAGAUUUUGUCUGAUUCGUAUGACAACCGGGUGGACAUCCACUUAGGUGACGUGCUCAGCUUCAACAUGAGCACCAUGUUCCCGGAAGAACUGCGCAGACAAGAUUGGGCCGACCGGCCGCCUCCAAUCAGCAUCAUUGGCAACCUUCCCUUCAGCGUCUCGACUCCCCUCAUUAUCCGAUGGCUGCAGGACAUAAGUGAAAGGAAAAACGCGUGGAGCUAUGGAAGAGUGCCUUUGACCUUAACCUUCCAAAAAGAAGUGGCAGAAAGGAUUGUAGCAAAGGAGAAGGGAAACCAAAGGUGCAGGUUGUCCUUGAUGUCUCAAGCUUGGUGCGAUGUUGACCUCAAGUUCAUCAUUAAAGGGUCGAGUUUCGUCCCCAAGCCUGACGUUGACGUGGGGGUUGUACACAUGGUUCCCAAAGCUAUUCCUGCUGUGUUGGUGCCAUUCAAGGUCUUUGAGAAAGUUACCAGAACUGUGUUUUCAAUGAGGCAAAAGUACUGCAUCACGCCAUUCAUGCGUCUCUUUCCCGAAGCCAUGAGAGAUCAAAUUCCUGCUGAGCUGCUGCAGAAGUCUGGCGUGGUUCCCCAGAUGCGACCGUUUCAGCUGAGUUUGCAGCAAUUCUCGGACAUGGCCUCGCUUUACUGGGAGACAUGCCAGAAGUGUGAAGGCUUGUUUGAGUACAACCACCGAGCUCCAUUGCCAGCAAGGCAAGAGGUCGAAUGGUCCAACAGGGUGCAUGGAAAGGAUAAUUAUGAGCGGCUAGACUUUAUUGAGUGAUUAUGUAGAUUUCCAACAAAUACAUUACGUUAAGUUUUAAGCGA
Cloeon dipterum is the source of this 1106-nucleotide messenger RNA. It is a transcript of the gene mtTFB1, whose product is annotated as mitochondrial transcription factor B1. The transcript is spliced from 5 exons. The coding region runs from base 1 to 1062 and encodes 353 amino acids. NCBI's taxonomy places the organism in Eukaryota, Metazoa, Arthropoda, Insecta, Ephemeroptera, Baetidae. Gene Ontology annotation, cellular component: mitochondrial matrix. The record is from RefSeq and is a predicted model, not a curated record. Gene Ontology annotation, molecular function: mitochondrial transcription factor activity; rRNA (adenine-N6,N6-)-dimethyltransferase activity. Gene Ontology annotation, biological process: transcription initiation at mitochondrial promoter; rRNA methylation.